Messenger RNA from Saccoglossus kowalevskii, 467 nucleotides. RefSeq lists its product as uncharacterized. The record is from RefSeq and is a predicted model, not a curated record. Lineage: Eukaryota; Metazoa; Hemichordata; Enteropneusta; Harrimaniidae.
AAGCAUUCUGGGUAGAAUGAUGAAUUCUUACAGACAAAAGAUGGAUCAAAUAUUGCGAAUGGGUUGUACUUAUGCACCAAGAUGUCUACCAUCAUUGAUACAGAAUAAACUCAAACAACUCAGUGAAAAAGAUCAAGAAACAAAUGAAAUUUUCCUUGUUGUAGACUAUGGAAGUGUACCUGUGUUACAAGAAAUCAACGAGAUGUUGGAACCAUUAUUACACUCUACAGCGUAUGAUAUGUUCUUGGCCUGUCCGGAUAUUCAGAAUAUGGUCAAAGAAAUCAAGGCCGAAGUCUGUGAAAGAGUAACACUUGAAUCAAGUCGUAAAGAAUUUACCAUCCGAGCCAGUCAAAUACCAGAAUUAGACUCUGCGGAACCUCUUGAUUUUUAAUGAUUUGGCAUUGAAUUGGCAUAUUGUAUAUAGUAAUAAUUCAGAUACGUCUGUGUGUCCUUGAAAUACUAAUCAG